Peronospora farinosa is the source of this 477-nucleotide messenger RNA. NCBI's taxonomy places the organism in Eukaryota, Oomycota, Peronosporomycetes, Peronosporales, Peronosporaceae. The record is from the annotation of a GenBank genome assembly.
AUGUAUCAGGGGCUCAUGGAGUAUCGAAAUCAGACAACCGACCACCCAACACAAGUGUGGCUCGACGACUGGAAAGCACGAACGACUGGAAAGCACGAACGACUAGCCUAUCAGAGAGGAGAGGGACGUCUAUUCCGUCUCAUGCGGGAAUUGCCAUGGCCUCAAGUAGAGGUGGUGCUCUUUGGCAAUUUUAAUUGUGUCCAGAGUCCCCAUCUCGACAGAUUGGGAGGUUUGCGGUCGGGACGUCCCGAAAGCCCGGAGUUAGAGAGUUUACUUCAAGCUUUAGGACUCGAAGACGCUCAGACUUUGGCGGCAUCGGCAAUGGAGGACGAAGUACCGGAGCCGGUAGAUUACUACACAUUUUGGAAUGCACGGUCGUCCAGAAGGAUUGAUCGAUUCUAUGUAGGCAGCUUGUGGAAGCGGUCGUCCAGAAGGUUCAAGUACAACUGUCUGUGUUUCAUUUUGACCAUCAAAUAA